AUGCCCGCAAACCCAGCGCCCCAAGAAGACCUAAACAACAAAGUCUCCCCGGGCGGAAACUUCGACCUCUCGAUGUUCAAACUGCAGCUCCCGACCGCCGACUCCGACGGCAAAGUCGACAUGAUCACCUCCGGCCUGACCGGCGCCUCUGGCUUCAAAAACGAAUACUUCCUGACUGGCCCCGACGGCUCGCUCGUCAUGAAAGUGCCCUCCAAAGACGACGGCUGCGCCACGACCCCCAACAGCGACCACUGCCGCACCGAGCUGCGCGAAGACGACCCCAAAAGCUGGGACCCGAAGGCGCCGACCAACCGCCUCGCCGUCACGCUCACCGUCGUCCAGCCCGACGACUCCCCCCGCGGCACCGUGAUCGGGCAGGUCAAGGUCGACGACGACAUCUCGAAGAAACCCCUCUGCGAGCUGUACUACAACGACAAAGGCGACCUGACCCUCGGCGUCAACCAGACGCCCAACAAGAGCGGCCAGGACUUCAACCCCGUCGGUAACGUCCCUGUCGGCAAGGAGUUUACCUACGAGCUGCGGUACGAGAAGUCGGUGCUCAGCCUCGCGAUCAACGGCGGGGAGUUCAAGACGUUCAGCACUGGCGACAUCAAGACGCCGCUUAGCUACUUCAAGGUUGGGAAUUAUAACCAGGGGGAUACGGCGUCGGAAGUCAAGUUUGCGGCUAUUGGUAUUCAGCAUUAG
Messenger RNA from Aaosphaeria arxii CBS 175.79, 705 nucleotides. Its product is annotated as polysaccharide lyase family 7 protein. The transcript has a single exon. Bases 1 to 705 code for a protein of 234 amino acids. Lineage: Eukaryota; Fungi; Ascomycota; Dothideomycetes; Pleosporales. The record is from RefSeq and is a predicted model, not a curated record.